This is a messenger RNA of Myotis daubentonii (Daubenton's bat), 6556 nucleotides long. It is a transcript of the gene CRACD, whose product is annotated as capping protein inhibiting regulator of actin dynamics. Lineage: Eukaryota; Metazoa; Chordata; Mammalia; Chiroptera; Vespertilionidae. Gene Ontology annotation, biological process: negative regulation of barbed-end actin filament capping; maintenance of gastrointestinal epithelium. The record is from RefSeq and is a predicted model, not a curated record.
GCCGCCUGAGAGGCGGGUGCGCUGCUGAGGCUGCUGCGGAGGCUGCUGGUGCCGCGGGCUGGGCAGUAGCGCCCGCCGCCCGCGCGGGACCGCUCGUCGCUGUGCGGCCGCUCUGCCAGCCUCGGCGCCCGGCGAGGACCUCAGUUCACAAGGGUGGUGAUUCCCAGGCUUUCUCGAAAUGUACCUCAUUUUCUGGCACACUUAACACUGAAGGUGAAUUCUCCUUUUAACAAGAAGAAAAUUCUGGUGGAGAGCUACCCAACAGGGAAAGGACGUGUGGCUGUUACGGUAGUAACAUUUAACAAAACCAUGGCCAUGGAGGAAAUUAAACUCACACAGAAUGUCCAUAAUGAGGCUCUGAGUGCUGAUGUUUCAGACAAGAAGAAGGGAGGCAAAUUCCAGCCUUUUAAGAAGUUGUUUGGCAAAAGGAAAAAGAAAGACACUUCGAUUUCCCGGGAGGCGGAGGCAGGAAGGAAGAGCCACUCUCCCCAGAGCGUCAGCAAUGGCACCUUCUCUUCCGAUGAGGAGACCCUGGAGGACAGCCUAAGGUUCUUCAACUAUUCUUUGGGAGCCCGGGCGUUUUCCCAUGACAGUAUUUUUAUCCCUGAUGGGGGAGCAGAAAGUGAGCAGACAGUUCAAGCAAUGUCACAGGACAACAUCCUGGGCAAAGUCAAAACUCUUCAGCGACAGUUGGGCAAGAACAUCAAGUUUGGGCAGCCGGCGCCCAGUGCCACGCCCUUGAAGAGGGCAGACAGCGGGGAGGCCAGCCUGGAAGGGGACCCGCUCCUGGCCAGUCCCAUGGAACCUGUGACUCAGCAGGACCUCAUCCUCCCAGACGCCGAGAACAAAUCUAGUGACACGCCUAGUUCUCCGAGUCCUCCGAAUCCGCCUGGAGCCAGAAGUGAGAUGGAAGAGAAGGCAGCCCCAGCUAAACCUUCUCGGCCAAAAAGGCACUUCUCUUCUGCUGGCACCAUCGAAAGUGUCAACCUGGACGCCAUCCCCUUGGCCAUCGCUCGCUUGGACAACAGUGCCGCCAAGCACAAACUCUCCGUUAAGCCAAAAAACCAGAGGGUGUCAAAGAAGCACAGGCGACUUGGACUUGCCGGGGCUCGACCAAAUGAACAAGGAGGCCUUCCGAGCCGGCUGUCCCUGGACCAGAAUGGACACCCUGGAGAAGACAAGCUGAUGUGGCACGAAGAGGAGCCGGAGCCUCUGGACGCCGAGGAAGAGAAGAGAUGCCAGGAAGAAUACUGGCGAGAACUGGAGGCCAAGUGCAAGCGGCAGAAGGCGGAGGCAGCCGAGAGGAGACGCCUGGAGGAGCAGAGGCUCCGGGCGCUGGAGCAGCGGCUUUGGGAAGAGAACCGCAGGCAGGAGCUCCUGGAGGAGGAAGGAGAGGAAGAGAGAGAGGAGGGAGAACCACAGCCAGAGGCAGGGAAGAGGCAGUGCACAGAGGAAAGGCGGAGGCUGGAGGAGCAAGGUGGCCCAGCCCCAGAGUGCAGGGAGCCAGAGGAGGGCGGGCCCCAGGAAGCGGGAGAGCAGGAGCCCCCGGAGGAAGAGGCUGAGCGGCUGCAGAGCCUCGCGCACCAGGAGCUGGAGGCGCGGAGCAGACAGGAGGCGGAGAAGCUGGAGGAGCGGAGCAGACAGGAGGCGGAGAAGCGGCGGCAGGAAGCAGAGGAGAGAGAGUUGAAGGAACUCAGGAGACUGGAGGAGCAGAGGCGGCGGGAAGCGGAGAAGCAGCGAUUGGAGGAAGAGGAGAGGAAGAGGCAGGAGGAGGAGCUGAGGCUGCGGGAGGAAGAGGAGAGGAAGAAGCAGGAGGAGGAGGAGCGGAGGCUGCGGGAGGAAGAGGAGAGGAAGAGGCGGGAGGAGGAGGAACAGAGGCUGCGGAAGGAGGAGGAGGAGGAGGAUCAGAGGCGGCGGGAGGAAGAAGAGAACCGGACGAAGGAGCUCAGAAGGCGGGAAGAGGAGGAGGCAAGGAGAAGGGAAGAGCUGAGAAAAAGGCAGGAGGAAGUGGAGGCGCAGCGGCGGCGGGAAGCGGAAAAGGAGCCUCAGGGAGCACGGAGAGGGGAGGAGAGCGGGCUGGGGGCGGACGACAGGAGCCCGCUUCAGACGGACUGUGCAGGGGAGCCAGAGCACCUGAAGCCGGAGAAGCAAAGAGGGAACGCCGAGGCAGCAAGCGCCUGCGGGAAGCAGAGUCCCGAGGCUGAGCCCCCCGGAGAGCCGCAGGCGCAGCGGGGGGAUGCUCGCGGGCAGGAUGGGUGUGCGGGCCCGGAAGAGAGAAGCGAAGCCCGCACGCCUCCUCCCCAGAAACCAGGGGUGUGCGGGGACAGAGACCGCAGGGUGGAGGAGCUGAGGUGGCAGGAGGUGGAGGAGCGGCAGACCAUGCCUCGGCCCUACACUUUCCAGGUGUCCUCGGGAGGGAAACAGAUUCUCUUCCCCAAAGUCAACCUGAGCCCCAUGACGCCCACGAGAGACGCGGGACUAGCCUCUGCUCCCCACCAGCCAAAGGCCCCCCGGGCCAGCCCGGCCCCCCACGCCCUGCCCUCGUCGCUGAGCAUCCCCCACACGGCCAUCCUGGUCACGGGGGCCCAGCUGUGCGGCCCCGCCGUCAACCUGAGCCAGAUCAAGGACACGGCGUGCAAGUCUCUGCUGGGUUUAUCGGAGGAAAAGAAGCACGGGGACGCCCCCACCCCGGACCACCCACCCCGCGCCCCGGCCGACCCCCGGGCCGGCGGCGGGAAGGCCCGGCCCCCCCAGGAGUCGAGCAGCGCGGCUGCCCUGGCCGAGUGGGCAUCCAUUCGGUCCCGCAUCCUGAAGAGCGCGGAGGGCGACCCGCGAGGCAAGAAAGACCAGCCCCCGCCUGGGGAUGAGCCCGCGCCCCGGGGCCGCUGUGACUCCCGGGGGGCCCUCCGGAAGACCCCGCCAGGAAACGCCAAGUUCUCGAUCAUGCCUGCCUGGCAGAAGUUCUCGGAUGGGGGCGCAGAGACCUCCAAACAGAGCGCAGGAGCUGAAAGCACGAGAAAAAGGCCCGGGCUGGGAGCCAGCGACCAGGCAGCGCCCCCGCCCCUGGCUGCCGAGAGCGAUGAGCCCCAGAAAGGCCCAGAGCAUGUAGGGGCGCGCCAGGAGCCAGCAGACACCACCGAGGGCUGCAAAUUUGCCAAAGACCUUCCAUCCUUCCUUGUUCCGAGCCCUCCGUACCCUCCGCAGAAAGCAGUGGCCCAGGCGGAGCCCGUGACCGCGUCGGGCAGUGAGACCGCCGGAAAGCCGGACCCCGCGUUGCCAGGUGGGGAGGAAAAGGCCUCCUCACCUUUUGGGAUAAAGCUGAGAAGGACCAACUACUCCUUGCGCUUCCACUGCGACCAGCAGGCAGAGCAGAAGAAGAAGAAGAGGAACAGCAGCACUGGGGACAGUGCAGAGGGGGGGCCGCCGGCACCAGCGUGCACGGAUGGAGAGAAGGCGGCAGAGGGUGCUCCGGCCCUUAAGGAUGGCCCAUCCCUCCCCGCAGAGAGCAAGCAAGGCCCCGGCAGCUGGAAGGACUCUGCCGUCAGCCCUUCCAGCCCCCCUCCCACAGCCCAGCCUGGACCCUCACCGGUCAGCAGCCAGACCCCGGCCCCGGAGCUCACCAAGGCAGCAAACAGAAUGCCGAUGGCGCAGAAGCCAGCCCUGGCGCCCAAGCCCUCCGGUCAGACGCCACCGACCUCCCCGCUCUGCAAGCUGAGCAGGCCCUACCUGGUAGAGCUGCUGGCUCGGCGGCCGGGGAAGCCUGACCCGGAGCCCAGUGAGCUGUGCAAGGAGGGCCAGGAGCGCCGUGAGCCUGGGCCACCCUCGCCACCACCUCCCAGGAGGGAAGAGAAGGAAGAGGCGGAAGCAGAGAGGAAAGCUGCAGCCCCACAGGAGAAGCCUUCCCAAACGCCCGAGGCCGGGAGGAAAGAAAAGCCGGUGCUUCAGAGCAGACACUCUUUAGAUGGCUCCAAACUUGUGGAGAAAGUUGAAACCGCGCAGCCACUGUGGAUAACGUUAGCCCUGCAAAAGCAGAAGGGGUUUCGGGAGCAACAAGCAACUCGAGAGGAGAGGAAGCAAGCGAGGGAGGCCAAACAGGCAGAAAAGCUCUCCAAAGACAACGUCAGUGUCAGCAGAGCUGGAUCCCUGCUCAAGUCCAUGGCUCCUCCAGAAGACAAGAAGCCGGAGACAGCAGGGUCCCGGCUUGAGCGCAGAGAGCAGCUGAAAAAGGCCAACACCCUUCCCACAUCUGUGACAGUGGAGAUCUCUGAUUCGCCUCCCCCAGCGCCACUGGUGAAAGAAGUCACAAAGAGGUUUUCCACCCCAGAUGCUGCUCCCGUGUCAACAGAACCAGCCUGGCUGGCUUUGGCCAAAAGGAAAGCCAAGGCCUGGAGCGACUGCCCACAGAUUAUUAAGUAAAGAGUGACUCUUCUCCAUUCCUAUUCCCAGUUAUUGGCUCCUCUCUUGUCCUUUUUAUUUAUUUUUUAUAUGAGGUAAAGAAACCAAGCUAGGGAAAAGAAGCAUGUUUUAUAGGCUCUAAAAUAACAUUUAGAAACUGAACUGGUGGUAUUCCUUGUAAGAGUGUAUUUGCACAACCCUAGGUCCUGAUGCCUUGAGCUCCUCCUAGUUCUAAAGAGAAAGUUCUGUCCGAGGGACCACAGGAAGCAAGACCUCCUAAGAACUCCUCAGGAGAGCCUGCCACCCCAUUCCACACGGACACCCAUACACCACUGAACAUGUACUUUUGCCAAUCUUUAUCAUGGUUUUUUGACUCUGUGCUCCAAUUUCUUUCAUCCAAAACCUUUACCCUGCCAUAUUUAAGGAUUUCUAUCUCCUUCUACAGCAAUGGUGAAAGGACCACAGGGAGAAAGAAAUAAGAACUCUCCUUCUCCUGACUGCAGCCAGUAACUGAAUUGCAAGUCACAGUCUGGCUCCCAACUCUGUGCCCAUGUCUGGUUUUCAUGAAUUUUCCCCAACCUGAACUAACACAGAAAGGGAAUCCAUCCACGCCUCUUCCACACUGAUCCACAGACCCCAUUACACCAGGACUCUCCUUCAGGACAUGUUCAACAUUUGGCCCAUUUAGCUCCAAGGGAACAUUUUUCUUUAAUAUUGUUUAAAAAAAAAAAAAAAGGAAAUUACAAAUGCUCUUUCUGUCUGAGACUCCCCCCAUCUAGUGCAGUUGUUCUUGAGAUGUCCAGGCUCCAUCAGGCCUAGAAAUGUAUAUUCUGGCAAAACGCUUCAAAUGAAUUGUGAUAUAUCCAAGGUUGAGAACCUUGGAAUACACUGCUUCUACUGUAAUCUAGAUUUUAAAACUUUGGGAGAUUCUGCACCCAAAGAAGCAAAAGUGAGAUGGGAAAAAUAAUAAAACCAUUAACAGGAAGAUAAGAUUUGGAGCCUUUGUACUAAGGAUCUCCUGUGGGAAGUUUCCUUCUUUACCAUAACUGACUAAUUCAUAUUCAGAGUCAAAUAUUCAACAGCAUUUAUCAUUCAGAGCAUUCACCUUGCUACCUUUAAAAAACAUCUCAGAGUUUUAAGUGGCCUUGUUAUUAUACACAUGUGAUACAAAGAAGGGACCUGGCUAUUUAAAAGCCACAUAUAGUCACUAUUUCCCUAAAUUUGCUUUACAUGAAACAUAGACAUACAGCAAGCCCACACAUUGCUGCUGCUCAUUUUACAUUUCGUGGUGUUGGCACACUCCCAUUUUCUUAGCUCCUGACUCCCAAGUAUAAGUACAGAUCUUUUGCCCAGUGCAAGGAAAAUCUCAUCCUUUUUUCCUCUCCUACAGAAAAACACAUUUUAUUAUUAUGCAUCAUUAUUCUCCUUUAUGCUCACUUAACAGGCAAUGUGCUAUUAUUCUGUGCUGUUAUUCUACUAUUUACCUUACAGAAAGGAUGACUGGCAGUCAUUUACCAUAUAGAAGGCAUUUUCUUUCUGGAGACGAUGGCUCGGCCUUAUGGUAGCAGCUGGCAUGUGUGGUCAUAAGGAUAGCCGUACUCUUGCAAGUAGGGUUUAGUAUUAUAUAUAUACAUACUGGACCUUCAGACUGUUAAGAAUCAAUGGAACUUUAAUUUUUUUUAUCGCUAUGGGAAGCAAUAUUCUACUGCACGUUUUCCAGCUGAUGUUCAUUUUUAAGUCAAAUAUAUAGACAUUUGUUAGUUUCAAUGAUUUCCUCACUAAUAUAGCACUUUUUAAUAGGAGUUUUUUCACCCGAGUCCUGGAAUUUUAGUGCCACAGUAAUUCAUCCGAAUUGACCUUUUCUAUCUUACCAGUUUUGGGUGUCACAGUAGUGGCAGAGAGCAAGUGAAGAAAUCUGAUUAACGAGGAAUGGGAGAUGAGUGCACUCUGUACUGGCUCACUUACCAUAAAGCCCAUACGAAAUAGGAGAAAUGACUCAGUUAAAAAGUUUCCUUCAAAAUCUUUAAAAGAAGAGUAUACUGAGGAAAGCACAGUCACAGCAUUUACUUCCAACAACUUCUAAAGGCUGUAUGUUUAAUAUUUCAUGUAAAAAUUACUCCAAAUUUGCACUAAAUACCAAUGAAGUGUUAUUUUGCUUUAA